Messenger RNA from Lepisosteus oculatus (spotted gar), 1432 nucleotides. RefSeq names its product signal-regulatory protein beta-2-like. Lineage: Eukaryota; Metazoa; Chordata; Actinopteri; Semionotiformes; Lepisosteidae. Gene Ontology annotation, cellular component: plasma membrane. The record is from RefSeq and is a predicted model, not a curated record.
GCACAUGAGGACAGAGCAGAUUCUGAACUGGCCAGAUGGGUCGAGUGUUGCUUCGUCUAUACUUCUUUCUAUGUUGCCUUGUCACUUCCUCAUAUCACCCUCUGAGCCUGUCUCACGCAAACAGACAUGCUAUCCUAAGGACGCAAUGUCUCUCGCAGCUAAAACCUGCUGGCUCCUUCUCUGCCUGACUCUGCUGCUUCGCCCUCAAGGAGCUGUGAUGGGGGAACAUGUGAUCACUCAGGUCCCGAGUCUGGUCCAUAGGACUGAGGGGCAGUCGGUCACUCUCAACUGUACUGUCCGUAAUACAAGUGCUGGAGCAACAAGGUGGAGCAGAGACACAGGCAGAGGCAGACAGCCCUUCUUCAAUACAGGAGGUGGGGCCAGUGACCCCCGCGUGGCCUUUAUAUUAGAGAACCAUCUAACAGACAAGUCCAUCAGAAUAGACAACCUGACCCUGGGGGACUCUGGGGUCUAUUACUGUGACAAGUACAGACCAGGUCCCUCCAGUGAGAUCGCAAUCCCAGGACCAGGAGUGACUCUGACAGUGACAGUAAGACUACACAGUCCAGAGCUCCAGGGCCCUAGUGCUGGCAGAGUCGUGGUGCCAGGAAGCAUCAGUCUGAACUGCAGUGUGAUUGGACCUCAGGGCACGGUCCUGUCCUGGAGAAAGAACAGUAAUCGAAUCAGGGAGAAACCGAAGGGGCAGCUCGGCAGUGUCUUCAAUCUGGACAUUACAGCAGAAGACAUCAGUAAUAACAUCACCUGUGAAGCAUCGCACUUUAAUACAAGCAAGGAAAAGACCAUACAACUCAGAGACCACAUCGGCAGAGCUGUGUUGGGGGAAGAUCUGAUCACUCAGGUCCCGAGUCUGGUCACUGGGACUGAGGGGCAGUCGGUCACUCUCAACUGUACUGUCCGUGAUACAAGUGCUGGAGCAGCAAGGUGGAGCAGAGACACAGGCAGAGGCAGACAGCCCUUCUUCAAUACAGGAGGUGGGGCCAGUGACCCCCGCGUGUCCUUUAUAUUAGAUAACCAUCUAGCAGACAGGUCCAUCAGAAUAGACAACCUGACCCUGGGGGACUCUGGGGUCUAUUACUGUGACAAGUACAGACCAGGUCCCUCCAGUGAGAUCGCAAUCCCAGGACCAGGAAUGAAUCUGACAGUGGCAGCACAGCCUGAUGCUUCUCCCAGUGUACAAGCAGCAGUGAGACUGGCAGUGUUUGUACUGGUGACACUGGCUGUGCUGGUUCUGUGCAUCUCCCUGUACAGAGCGAGAGGAACUCUACCAGGAGGCAGGACUAGGGAAGGAGAAGAGAAGGUGACCGAGGAACGAGACACAGUUUUCUAGAUGAACCUGUGUGCACUCUAUGUCAUCAAAAAACUCAACACCACUGAGCUCCACACUCACAGCCCUGCACACUGAUUAACCCUG